This is a messenger RNA of Verruconis gallopava, 3931 nucleotides long. RefSeq lists its product as uncharacterized. Bases 91 to 2580 code for a protein of 829 amino acids. The record is from RefSeq and is a predicted model, not a curated record. The transcript is spliced from 11 exons. NCBI's taxonomy places the organism in Eukaryota, Fungi, Ascomycota, Dothideomycetes, Venturiales, Sympoventuriaceae. Gene Ontology annotation, molecular function: zinc ion binding.
AAGAGACCCACCCUUCCAACGACAUAAAGUGAAAAGAAAAAAAUAACGAUAAUUAAGCAUAAACGGGAACAACAAAACAUAUGCCAAACAAUGGCAGACCAGGCGAGACACGAGGAUUCAGACACGGCAGACGUUGCGCAGCAGGCACCUGCCGUGAUGCGGUCGAAUGACGGGAUUGAUGAGUUGUCAAACAGUCCGAGGGCAGCGCCUCUUCAGCCUUCGCCCUCGCUGCCCAGACGCGCUCGCAAAUGCCGGUUCUUUGGGUCGAAAGCCGGAUGUAGAUCGGGGAGCAACUGCCCUUUCUUGCACGACGCUUCUGGUCCGCAAAGAGCGGAACUCCACCAGAUCCAAGCGGCGGCAUCCCAUAGAGACGGUGUUACUGCCGCACCAAGUUCAGCCCGGGGAAGAAAUGAUGGGCCGAGCUGUGACGGUGUCGUCGGCGGGCGCACAAAGCCUGCGCCGCUACAUCGUCCCGAGUGGAGAGUGCAAAAGCCGAUCUCUCAGGCCCAGGUCGACGACCCGAGGAUGUUUCAAUUGAACCAGGUGCGGAGGAGGUACAGGCCGGCAGAAUCCCAGAAUACGGAGUCGACCGUGCUGGACCUGAGGAUCGUGCCUUCGGAUCCAGACUUCCCCUUUGAGCUCGAGGCGUUGGAAUGUCGCCUGACGGUACCUAUGUCCUUCCCUGCUGAGAUGCCCAGGAUACGCGUCACCAACAAGGAGAUGGGGAAGGGUUAUCAGCUCAACGUGGAGGCAGGUUUCUAUCAGAUUAUGAGAGACCGGCCGCAGGGCACCAUGCUCCAGUGGCUCAACGAGCUCGACAGACGACUCGAGGCUCUCUUGGCCAAAGAAAAGGCCGACACCGUCAAGAUUGUUGUGCCCCCAGCAAAGAAGUCUGAACGAGCCCAGGAGCCGGUCGCGGUAGACAAAGGCAAGGCUAAAAUGCCAGAAGUGUCCAAGCCUCAGGCACAGCCUGCCGAGCCUGCUCAGCCUGCUCAAUCUGCGUAUGGCACACAGCAGCUGCUCGACGCAAAGUCCAAGCGUGAGAUGGACACUCUACAGCUGGAGUGUCGCCUUGGCCGACUGCCCCAGUACGCCAAAUCAGACGAUGGUCUAGUGUAUACCAUUCCCGUAGAACCACGUAAGCGCGACGAGCUACCAUCAUCGAUCCAGUCCGUGAAGACACUUAAACUGAUCGUGCCGCAACUGUACAACCUUCAGCCUUGUAGAAUUGAGCUCGAUGGAGUGACGGGUCACGAUGCGGAGAUUUUGCACGAAGCGUUCACGGCUCGCUGCACGGAGAUGCCAAAUUUAUCACUCGUUUCACAUCUCAACUAUCUAAUGCAAAAUAUGCAUACAAUGGCUGCCACGACCUUUGUUAAGAAGGUCGAGCCAAUCCCAGCCGCUGUGCCUGAACCCAACAUCGCGGAGGACAAAUCUGAGCGUCGGUCGACGGUCCCAUCCGCGACGGACGAUUCUCGAAGCCACAUAGUUAAGAUUCCACGACCGCCGGAGUGGGAUGUCCGCGACGAAGCAAGUCCGUCAGAGAGCGACGACUCGUACGCUUCAAGCUUAGACGAGGACAACAACAGCGUGGAAAGUGAUGUGGAAGCGACUCAACCUCAAGGCGAGGGUUCUGAUGUCCAACGAGGAAUUUUGGUGUCCUUCCCACACCUGGAAAUGCAUGGCAUUGAGCUCAUGGAAGUGUAUUCAAUAUCGUUGGAGGUCAAAUGUGACCGGUGCAAGACUCAGAUGGACGUGAUGAACGUGAAGAACAACGCCAAAGUUGACUCCGCCGGUGUUCGAUCCGAGUCUUGUCGGAAGUGCGCAAAUGCAAUCAGCAUCGGAUACAGGAUGGAUUUGAUACACGCGAACUCUGUCAAAGCCGGCUACGUCGAUCUGGAUGGAGCAACGAUCGUUGAUCUGCUGCCUAGCAAUUUCAUUCCUACGUGUUCGCAAUGUUCGACAGCGUCACCCCAGCCGGGCGUCAGCUCCGUGCGAGGCGAAUCAACAAUGGCGGUCUGUCGAAGAUGCCACGGAAAAAUGACUUUUCGCAUCCCCGAAGUUAAGUUUCUUCGGAUCAGCGCCGCGGCAGUUCGAGCUAGCAGAGCGCCGCCUCGUAAGAAGCAUAAAGAACGACUAGGCUUGACGGUAGGAGAAGAGCUUCCGAAACGUGGUCGGUGCAAGCAUUACUCGAAGAGCAUGAGAUGGUUUAGGUUCUCCUGUUGCAGCAAAGUGUUUCCUUGCGACAGGUGCCAUGACGAAGUCGCCGAUCACCCUACCGAACACGCAAACCGCAUGAUUUGUGGCUUCUGUUCCCGCGAGCAGAACUAUCGGCCAGAGGACUGCGGAUUUUGCCAUGCUGUCCUCACAGGAAGGAAGGGUUCUGGCUUCUGGGAGGGUGGUAAAGGUAAGAUCUACCCUUUUGUUUUUGGCUUGGUUUGCGUUCCUGUUUCGGGAAAACGAAGUCGUUCCCUCCCAAGUCGCAACAUCGACAACCAUGACUACUAUGACCACGCGCACAAAGCCGCAUACGUAUCGUUCAAGAUCGCCAGGCACACGACUAUCCAGACGGCAUCUUAAUCACGUGCUUUGCGUGCCAUUGGUGGGAUGCCGGAUCUUAUCCAAGACAAUGGUAACCGAUGUCACCGAGCUUAAAUUUGCGGGACAGAAUGACACGCUCACAUCUACUCACGAGCCGAACUUCUUGGCCUCCCUUCAAUGACGGUUCAGAAAAAGCAGCAAGGCGCAACGGCUUUCUCGAUUAUUACCCCGGUUUAAAGACGGCGAGUUGUAUUGAUCUUUUGAUGGAGUUUGGUAGGCUGUCCGGGGUGGUUGCACUUGCAUGACAUCCCGGCUGGCAUGUGAAAUGAGGCAGCCUCAAAACACAUGCACAUUCUCCAUCCAAGCGAACACACAAGGGCACCACGCAAUCCGCCUAUCAUUUUCGAUCGCACUUUGCCACAGCGUCGGAUUCUUGUCGUGAUCAUCCAUCACAAUGCAAGGCGUUGCACGCUGAUGUCUUCGGCUACAAGACUCCUGCGAGGGAGGGGAAGUUGGGGGUAGUAGGACCGAAAGUAGUCGCAAGAUUACUGUCUCUCCCGCUUUCCCCUCUCUCUGGCUGUGCGCGCCACACUUUCAAGAGGCGUGUUGAUGUCCUUCGCGAGGUUAACGCGUCGAGAACGCGACGGCGGUGGACUUUGGUCGCGUUAUGGAUGGACAUUAAACUUUUUGUUCCUUCGAUGGCACGCAUUGCGCUUAUGCACGAGCACCUGGAGUUGUACACGCCUUUUCGCCCUAGAAUCGGCCCUUUGCACGUGCCCCUUUGUGCUCACAUCUGCAAGCCCUCCCUCUCCGGCCCCUAUCCCAAUUUACGGGCUUUUGCGUUGUCUCCUUUUUAUCGUUUCUCCCCCCACCCCCAACAGCCUCAGCAUUGAGACUGACGUCGUGAUUGUUCUGCACAGGUACCCGCGAUCAGAUCAAGAUGUCGAGAAAGGAUCCCAGGAAGUAUAAACGGAUGCCGGGAAGCAGAGUCGGGCCGGGCAGCAGCUCGAAAACGAAGUGAUGAUCAGCUUGGCCGGGUAACUUUGUGAGCUCUGGCCAGCAUGACGAAGCAAAAGCACUGCACAGCCAAGUCGAACACAGCUGAGGAUUGGGUCUCACUAUGGCCCUUUUUCUUUUUAUUCACAAAUCCGAUCUUGAGACAGAGUGUCGAUCAAGCAUCCCACGCCUUCGUUACGGCGACGAGUUUAUUGAGCGCUGCACAAGAAUCCCGCUUGCAGUAUUGAACUUGAAUGCCCCUGAGCCACUCUGUCCGUCAAAGCUGCGUUUGUUCUGGAUGUAGAUUUGGUUUGUUCUUCAAAUUGACACAGAAGACAGACUAUCUAUUAACGUGCUAGCUCACAAUGAAUGCUAUCGUUGAGAAGUUUCUUCA